AUGGCUGCCAGACGUGCUCAUCUUGAGGAUGACCUUUCCUGUCCAGUUUGUGGUCAUACAGUGGUGCUCACUUGCAGGUACAGAUUCUGCAAAGCCUGUUUGAAAGACAGCUGGGAGACUCAGGGCAGCGGGGAUUCACAUUACUGUCCUCUUUGCUGGCUCCGUUCCUCCAUGGAUCAAAUUGUGGUUAGCUCUGUGCUGGAGAAGACCUGUGAAUCCUUCAAGGUGGACAGGAGCAAUAAUGACCCAGAGGCUUGUGAGGAGCAUGGAGAAAAGCUCACAUUGUUCUGUUUGGAGGACUUGGAGCCAAUCUGUGGUUUAUGUGGGAAAGGAGCCGCACACACCGGGCACAGACUCUAUCCCAUUGGUGAAGGUGCUCAUGACUGUAAGGAGGAACUGAAGAGUGCACUGCUGCCUUUGAAAGAGAAGUUGCAGGUGUAUAAGAAAGCAAAAACGGCUUGUGAGGAUAUGGCAGAACAUAUCAAGAGCCAGGCUGAACAUACCGAAACACAGAUCAAGGAUGAAUUUGAAGCCCUGCACAUUUUCCUGAAGGAACAGGAGGCUGCCAGACUUUCUGCGUUAAAAGCUGAGAAGGAACUGAAGAAGCUGGAGGUUAACCAGAGGUUUGAGGAUAUGAAUCAUGAAAUUGCAUCUCUCUCAAACACCAUCAGAUUAGUGGAAAAGGAGAUGAACUCUAAAGAUGUUCCAUUUCUUAAGAAUUACAAGGAAACAAUAAGGAGAACCUGGCGAUCUCCCCUUGAACCCCAAAAUGUACCUGAUGCUCUAAUUGAUGUGGCCAAGCACUUGGGCUCUUUGAAGUUUAGAGUGUGGGAGAAGAUGAAGAAUAUAGUUAAAUAUACUCCUGUGAUUCUGGAUCCAAACACAGCGGCCAGCUGCUUCAUCCUCUCAGAGGAUCUCACAGUUGUGCAGAACUCUACCCAGAUUUUCAAGCUGCCUGACAACCCAGAACGCUUCGACAUCAGUGCUGAGAUGCUGGCUGCUGAGGGGUAUACCUCUGGACGCCACAGCUGGGAUGUGGAGGUGAAGAACAACACCUACUGGGUGAUGGGAGUAGCCAGCGACUCCAUCAACAGGAAGGGCAAGCACGUGUUGACACCAGCAGAGGGAUUCUGGACUAUAAGGUUUCGCAACAGUGAGCACAAGGCCUGCACAGCACCGUGGGAGCCGCUGAACAUGACUAAGGUGCCAGAAGUGAUAAGAGUAGUUUUAGAUAUGGACAGGGGCAAGGUGACCUUCUAUGACCCUCGAGAGAGAGCACCGCUCUACACCUUCACUGGGAUCAUAUCACUCAGAGCCUUUCCCUACUUCUGCUCUGCCUGCAAAGAGCAUCCGCUGAAAAUCCUGCCCACAAGAAUAUUAUUGUCAAUGGAUUAAUCAUUUAUUUUGGUGACAUUGCCAAAGGUUUUUAAUAAAGUUAUACAAAAAAAAA
Molecule: messenger RNA, 1450 nt
Organism: Gymnodraco acuticeps
Lineage: Eukaryota; Metazoa; Chordata; Actinopteri; Perciformes; Bathydraconidae
Gene: trim35-13
Product: tripartite motif containing 35-13
Molecular function (GO): zinc ion binding; protein binding
Source: RefSeq, a predicted model, not a curated record